CCACCCCUCUCUGCCUCCUCCCUCCGAAACCACACCUCCUCCUCCCUCUCCAAUCGCGGCGGCGGCGGCGGCGGCAUCCAGCAUCCUCCUCCUCCUCCCACAGUAGCCAAUCCGUCCGCCUCGUGGCCCCGUCGUCCUCGUGCUCCGCUCCGCGGCUCUGGAGAUCCAGCCGGCCUUGGAUUGCGGUCCUCGUCUCGCGGAUUUUUCGACCACAUGCAUCCUUCUGGAUUUGUCUAGUUUCUAAACCAUUCUUUCAGACUGGCAGAUAUCAAGAGACCAUACACAUCUCGCACCUCUAAGUGGGUGUGGGCCUUCAACAAUUCCUUCACAAGCCUAUCUUUGCCUUUGGGAGUAAGCCCAACUUACAUCUGGAGACUGCGCCGAGCCUUGGAAGGUCUUUUUGUUGAUUACGGCUAAUUUCCAACGGCAGCUGAGAUGUAACAAAUUUGCUUGGCUGAGUUCUCUAGAAAAGGUCCUGUGAUUCAGCAAUGUGAUUUGUUUCAUAGUGUUUUUGGUGUCUUGGUGAUUAAAGCAAUCCGGUGUAAGAUCAGUUCAGUUCAGUUCAGAGUUGAUUUCUUAUGGUUAGGUUCUUUUGCUUUUCAUCCUCUACCACACAACACAGAUCCAAGGAGGGUUUUCCCCCAGCAGAUGAAGCCAUGCGUGCCGCUUCAAGGAAGGAUUCUCAGGAACAAACGGUGAAGUCCACGACUGGGUUAGCUAGUCCAAACCAGAUGACAGAUGAAAAUAAAUGCUCAGCUAUGAGCGGGCAUUAUGGCACUAGCCCAUCAUCUCAUCGAGGAUGCUGCAGGUCAGAAGAUUUGAAUAGAUAUGCAUGCUCUGAUGAGGGCAAGGAGGUUUGGCACCUAAAGAAGAGCCAGCCUCUUGGAAACAUUCUUCAAAAGGAUCGUGAUCAUAAUUGUAGCGAAGGUACUGAGUGUGAUUUUACAGAUCAUGAACACAAAUGCCGCCACUCUAGUUUCAAGAGCAGUGCAGUUGUUGGAGAAUCUAGUAAGGCGUGCAGCCCAAAAAUUGAGGAUGCUUUUGAUGCCUCAUCUGACCUGAUCAGCCAUGACUUUUGUGAACCUCUUGACUCCGAUAGCCAUCAUCACAUAUCUUAUGUCCAAAGCAAAUUCCCAAGAUCACAAUCUGCCAUAUUCCAGAACGAUACCACCAGUGAUCAAGAGGGUUCUGUUGAUUCUGGGAUACUGGGGUCUCGUUGCCGAUCUGUUGAGGGUUUAUGUUCAUUGAUUGACGAGAAGGUUGACUACCUGAGUGGUGGUGAAAUGCACCGAUGUACAUCGAAUUUGGAUGUGUAUUGCGCGCCUUCUUCUCCAGAUGCAUAUCGGACAUUAAACAUUGAAGAUAAUGGCUCAGUUGGUUGCUCUGAUGCUGCUGAAGGAGGUCAACGGUCCACCGGGAGCACAGAAGAAAAUUUUAUCAGGGAUGGGAUUCUAGUAGGUCAGGAAUACUGGGAUGGCAAAUACAUUUGCACUGACAACUCGGUGGAUCCAGUUGUCCCUUCCUGUGCUGAUUCAGGGCAUGCUUUUCACCACUCUGGAAAUGAUGGUGGCCUUAGUGAAGCUAUGGAUAAAGAGAGAGAAGAUAAUCUUUGGAACAGAGAUAGCAUACACCACCAAUCACUUGUUGUUGAAGUGCCUGACUCAGUGGAAAUUUCUUCUGAUACAAAGGACAUUAGUGGAGAAGCUGAUCACAAUAAAACUGAUAUUGAUGGGGACCCAAAUGAACUUACUCCAAGAACCUAUAACAUUAAAAGAAUUGAGGAUUGGAUCAACCAAAUUGAUAUGGAUGCCAUCACUGUGGAUGAGCAAGGAGAAAGUUCAAUUUCUGCUUCGACUGAAUCUUGUGAGCCAACAGCUGGUGUUCGUGCUGUGCGGCCUGAUGCUAAAAGUCCACUUGGCAUGGAGAUAGCCUACACUUAUAUUUCAAAAUUAACUCCUGCUUCAUCGUCGGCACAGUUGGCAAGCCUUGGUUUGGUUGCGAUACCAAGACUGAGCGCUUUCUCAGGCUUACGCUUGUUGAACUUAUCAGGGAACUCAAUUGGUAUGCACUUUUUCUCUCUUAGUUCAACAAUUUUGUGUGGCAUGCUGCUUGUCUUUGCUUCUCUUUCUUUUAGGGGUGGUGGUGGACUGGUGGUAGUACUGCUCACCUGUUUCAUUAAAGAUUACGGCAUCACGUUUCUAAUAUUUGGGUCGUUCUGCACAGUGCGAGUAACUGCAGGAGCUCUUCCAAAAGGCCUUCACAUGCUAAGCCUGUCGAAGAAUAACAUCUCAACUAUCGAAGGCCUAAGAGAAUUAACACGAUUGCGCUUGCUGGAUAUCAGUUAUAACAGGAUAUCUAGAAUCGGCCAUGGAUUGGCCUCCUGCUCCUCGUUGAAGGAGUUAUAUCUGGUGGGUAACAAGAUCAGUGAGGUAGAUGGUCUUCACCGCCUUCUGAAGCUUAAGUUUCUGGACUUACGCCACAACAAGAUUUCUACAUCAAAGGGCCUUGGGCAGUUAGCUGCGAAUUACAAUUCUCUAGAAGCCAUUAACCUUGAUGGCAACCCUGCACAGAAGAAUGUAGGUGAUGAGCACCUGAAGAAGUACCUGCUCGGUCUCCUGCCAAACCUUGUUGUGUACAACAAGCACCCUAUUAGAGCAACUGGUUCAAAAGAUGUGUCAGACCGUCAUAGCCGCAAAAUCUCUUCCUCACACCGUGCUGACCGCGGCGGCCGAUCGGAUCGCAAAUCUUCCAGGAUGGUGGGUGCCUCGUCUUCUCACAAGUCACAGAGCUCACGGCAUGCCCACCCUGGAUAUGCCUCAGGUUCCAUGCUGAAGCACUCAUGGACCCGGAACAUGCCCAUGACUACUUUGCUUGGGUCAAGACCAACCGAACAUAUUGUGAGGUCCAUAGAUGCGGCGAAGCAGACUCAGAUAAACGGAAACACGCAAUAAGAUCAGUCAAGCAGCCUAUCGCUGUUGUGCAUGAAGGAACAGACGAGACACCAGUUUUGCUGAUUUCACAUUUUGUUUGUCUUAUUUCUGAAUAAAGCUCGGAACAAUAAGCAGAGCAGUGCUUUCAUACCAGAGCAGUGCUAUUGAUGUCAUCCAAUACGAUUUGUACACUAUAUACUAUAUCAGUUUUGGUGUUCAGUUUUUUCCCUUAUUACGAAUAAAGCUUGAAACAAUAAGACUAGCAAGCAUUUCUUUCAAGUCAUAAUAUGUUGUGUC
Messenger RNA from Panicum virgatum (switchgrass), 3227 nucleotides. RefSeq lists its product as uncharacterized. NCBI's taxonomy places the organism in Eukaryota, Viridiplantae, Streptophyta, Magnoliopsida, Poales, Poaceae. The transcript has 4 exons. Gene Ontology annotation, molecular function: protein kinase binding. Bases 579 to 2951 code for a protein of 790 amino acids. The record is from RefSeq and is a predicted model, not a curated record. Gene Ontology annotation, cellular component: cytoplasm.